Aspergillus brunneoviolaceus CBS 621.78 is the source of this 2486-nucleotide messenger RNA. RefSeq names its product MFS transporter. Gene Ontology annotation, cellular component: fungal-type vacuole membrane. The transcript has a single exon. The record is from RefSeq and is a predicted model, not a curated record. Gene Ontology annotation, biological process: transmembrane transport; spermine transport. Bases 309 to 1991 code for a protein of 560 amino acids. Gene Ontology annotation, molecular function: spermine transmembrane transporter activity. NCBI's taxonomy places the organism in Eukaryota, Fungi, Ascomycota, Eurotiomycetes, Eurotiales, Aspergillaceae.
UGCAAGAUGCAACCCGAAGCCACGAAACAGGGACGAUCUAAGACCGAACCGGCUCUGAGUCACCCAGAUGGCGUGUGUUGGCUUCAAACCGGGUAGAGUGUCGAACGGUUCAAGCUCGGUGCGUCUCGGUGAUGGAUCGGCGAUGCGUCGGCCUCGCUGCGUGCCUGAACUAUACGAAUCCAACAUCCAAAGAUAUAAAUCAACUCCUUUCCUAUACAUAAUCUGCUUGUCUCUCUUACAAUAGCACACAGAAAGGCAUCUCAAGUCCACAGUCUACCAAAGCUCCAGCCAUCUCAUUCCAUACAACCAUGGCACCACCUAUGUCCGAGCCCCAACGGGCUAUGAGCAAUGCAUCAGAACAACCACAUCUUCUUCGCACAGAAACUCGAGAGUCCUUAACAAACCGCGGAAUCUCGCCCAGCCCUCCGCCAGUCGACUACAACUAUCCAGACGUCGGUCGGCCUGCCGACCCUGUGUUCCCGGAGGAAUAUACCAUCGAGACCAGCACCGGCCUCGUUCCCAAACGCACGCUCGAACAGAUCCGCUCGCGUCAAGACCGGCAACCGUCGUCGAGCUCCUCCUCCUCGGACCUCGAAAAGGGCGAUGACCAGCCUACCGAGUUUGUCACCUUCACCAUCAACGAUCCCGAGAACCCUUACAACUGGUCCCGUGCCUAUCGCUGGUACGUCACCAUGGUCGCCUCCCUCCUCGUGGUCUGCGUCGCCUACGGUUCCGCAAUCGUAACGGGCGGUCUGGGCCUUAUUGAAGAGAAGUACCACGUCUCUCUCGAAGUGGCCACCCUUACCUGCAGUAUCAUGGUCUGCGGCUUCGCUGUCGGUCCCCUUCUCUGGUCCCCCCUAUCGGAGAUUAUCGGCCGGCGGCCGGUCUACAUUAUUUCCCUGGUGCUGUACACGAUCUUCAACAUCCCUUGCGCCCUGUCGCCCAACAUCGGCGGACUGCUGGCAUGCCGCUUCCUCUGCGGUGUCUUCUCCAGCUCCGGCCUCUCGCUUGCGGGCGGCACCAUCGCGGACAUCUGGUCCAUCGAGGAGCGGGGCAUGGCGAUCGCCUUCUUCGCGGCAGCCCCGUACUGCGGCCCCGUGAUCGGGCCCAUCGUCUGCGGCUGGAUCACGGUGGGCUCAGGCCGGCUGGAUCUCUUCUUCUGGACCAAUCUGGCCUUCGCCGGGGCCGUGGGCAUCCUCGUCGGCCUCGUCCCGGAGACGUAUGCGCCCGUGAUCCUCAAGCGGCGCGCGGCGCGCCUCCGCUCCGAGACGGGCAAUCCGCACAUCAUCACGGAGCAGGAGCAGCACAAGCCUUCCCUCAAGGAGAUCGUGCGCACCUCGCUGAUCCGCCCGAUUACCAUGAUCCUCACCGAGCCCGUGCUCGACCUGAUGUGCAUGUACAUCGUGCUGAUCUACUCCAUGCUGUACGCCUUCUUCUUCGCCUACCCGGUCAUCUUCGGCAAGCUGUACGGCUACAACGACGGCCAGAUCGGGCUGAUGUUCAUCCCGAUUCUCAUCGGUGCCGGCUUCUCGCUGAUCUUCACGCCGCUGCUCGAGAAGCAAUUCCACCAGAUCUGCAGCCGCCGUGCCCCGACCCCGGAGGACCGACUCAUCGGCGCCCUCAUCGGCGCGCCCUUCGUCCCCAUCGCGCUGUUCAUCCUCGGCGCCACCUCCUACAAGGGCAUCAUCUGGGUGGGGCCCGCCUCCUCCGGGAUUGCCUUCGGGUUCGGCAUGGUGCUCUGCUACUAUGCCGUGAACAACUACAUCAUCGACAGCUACCAGAAGUAUGCGGCGUCUGCGCUGGCGGCCAAGGUCUUCCUGCGGUCUGGCGGCGGUGCGGCGUUCCCGCUGUUCAUCACGCAGAUGUACGAUCGUCUGGGGCUGCAGUGGGCGUCGUGGCUGUUGGCGUUCAUUGGGGUGGGGAUGGUGUUUAUCCCUUACGUCUUCUACUGGUUUGGGGCGAGGUUGAGAGCCAAGCUCAAUAAGAACUAGAGGGGAGAAAAGUGGGAGUUGUGUUCGCAGGAGAUAUGAUUAUAGAGUGAGAAUCUGCGGUCGUUUGGUGGGGAUUAUAGAUAAUGUACAGGCUUAAUGAUGUUAAUGGUAGUUAUGAUAAUAGAUAGAGAUUCAAAUGCAUGGUUUAUUGGUUAAGACGCUUUUUUCUUCCAAAUGAUCUCUGUCAUCUUAUGUGCAGUAUCAACGGCGAAACAAUGAACUGAGGAUUGAUACUUAGGCAGGCAGGUUGUUCCGGGGUAAUGGCUGGCACGUGGGGCAAGAUAUCCAUCACGAAUGGCUGUUUCAGUCCAUGAAGUGUGUAAUCACCAAACCUAAUUUUUUACUAUGGCUUGGAUGAGGCCGGAGGUCAUCAUCUCAACUAUGAAUCCUGGGUUGGUACUGUAGUGCAAGGGCAGAUAAGCUAUGGGAUGAUAACAACGGUCUGGGCAAUGCAUGCUCGAGCGAUAAUGAGCUGAUUUCGUCACCGAAUGGUCA